GGAAUCGGACAUUUUCUCGCUUCCGUGAAUCUCCUAAUUUACUGUGAGCUCCUCGUACUACACCAUUGUUUCGUUCCCAGCCAUCUCGGCUCCCUUUUUGGGGGUUUUACGGCAUUGUUGAUAUAUUUGUCGCCUCCUAUUCCAUCGUCACAAAAAAGUCUUCACUAUACAUCAUGCCCAUUUCUCAGCUCCCCGAGAGUACUUGCCAGCUGCUAAAGUCCACCAUCGCUGUGAUCUCCCCCCUAUCACUCGUCAAAGAGCUCGUCGACAAUGCCAUCGAUGCCAAUGCCACCACCAUUGAAGUUGGCGUCUCGGCCAACACAGUAGACAAGAUUCAGGUACGAGACAAUGGCCAUGGCAUCAGCCCCGAAGACUACCACGCCGUUGGGCGAAGGUCACAUACCAGCAAGCUUCGGACCUUUGAGGAGCUCCAGUACAAGGGCGGCAAGACACUUGGUUUCCGCGGCGACGCCUUGGCAAGCAUGAACACUUGCUCGAAGCUUACCAUUACGACGAGAACAAGUCAGGACAAGGUUGCGGCUUUGCUGGUGCUUAAAAAUGACGUGGAAGGAAUCGCGGACAAGCGACUAGCUUCAGGUUCUAUGGGAACAACAGUCGACGUCUCCGAUUUGUUUGCCGCCGUACCGGUCCGAAGGCAGCUUGCCAUCAAGGAGAGCAAAAAGUCGUGCGGGCAGAUCAAAGAGCUCCUUCAAACGUAUGCCCUCACUCGACCAUACAUCAGACUCUCGCUCAAAAUUUUCAAAGACCACAAACUCUCCUGGUCAUAUGCUCCCGGUCAAGGGGCACAUAUCAGAGAAGCGGUCCUCCAAGUCUUUGGCCCCGAUCUGGCCUCGCAAUGCGUCUAGAAAACGUUUGACGGGGCCCUAAGUGUGAUUUCGGGCACUUUCUCGACCAGACCAGACACGCCGGCACCAGUAUUACGCCUCGAAGCCUUCCUUCCGAAAGCUGACGCGGAUCUCUCCAAGAUCUCCGGAAAAGGCUACUUCAUCUCUGUCGACUCGAGGCCCAUGUCUACUGUCAAAGGGACAAUGAAAAAGCUUGUCAACGUAUACAAGACCUAUUUACGCCAUGUCGGUGGAGUCGAACCACACUCCAAGUUAGUCCCCAAACCUUUCAUACGACUGAAUAUCCAGUGCAUCAUCGGAAGCUACGAUCUGAAUGUGACAACAGCAAAAGACGAGGUUCUUUUUGCUAAUGAAUCCAAAGUAUUGUCCCUUUUUGAGGAAAUGUGCAAGGAGAUGUACUUGCCAACGG
Colletotrichum navitas is the source of this 1275-nucleotide messenger RNA. RefSeq names its product DNA mismatch repair protein MutL. The record is from RefSeq and is a predicted model, not a curated record. Lineage: Eukaryota; Fungi; Ascomycota; Sordariomycetes; Glomerellales; Glomerellaceae. Gene Ontology annotation, cellular component: MutLalpha complex. Gene Ontology annotation, biological process: mismatch repair. Bases 174 to 866 code for a protein of 230 amino acids. Gene Ontology annotation, molecular function: ATP binding; ATP-dependent DNA damage sensor activity; ATP hydrolysis activity. The transcript has a single exon.